This is a messenger RNA of Vespula pensylvanica (western yellowjacket), 1408 nucleotides long. RefSeq names its product tRNA N(3)-methylcytidine methyltransferase METTL6. Bases 80 to 898 code for a protein of 272 amino acids. The transcript has 8 exons. Lineage: Eukaryota; Metazoa; Arthropoda; Insecta; Hymenoptera; Vespidae. The record is from RefSeq and is a predicted model, not a curated record.
GAAUUCAAGGAAUUAUUUAAUUAUAAUAAUUUUUCGUUACUUUAUAAAUUCAAUCAUUGGUUCGACGAAUUUAGUGAGAAUGACUGAAUCAAAUUCGAAUAUUUUAAUGGGCCACGUGGCGAAACGUCUUACACAAGAAGAAAUCGAUCAAAUGAAAGCUCAAAAUUCCCGAAUGGUAUCGGAAUUUCGAGCUAAUCAACUCGAGAAAGAAGCUAAAAAACAUUGGGAUCUUUUUUACAAACGAAAUACAACUAGAUUUUUUAAAGAUCGUCAUUGGACGACGAGAGAAUUCAACGAAUUGUUGGGUUUGGGUUCGAUUGAGAAUGAAAACGUUCUUUUGGAGAUCGGCUGUGGAGUAGGCAAUUUGAUUUAUCCUUUGUUAGAAGAUGGAUUGAAAUUUAAAAAGAUAUUCGCUUGCGAUUUGUCCACGAAUGCUAUAGAAUUGAUGAAGAGUCACUCGUUGUAUGAUUCUGAAAAAAUGAAGGCUUUUCGAACAGAUAUUACAACAGAUAAUUGUUUCUUUGAAGUCGAUUGUCCAGUUAAUGCAGCAACAUUGAUUUUUGUUCUAUCGGCUAUACAUCCUCAAAAAUUUAAAAUAGUUGCGCAAAAUAUUUAUAACGUACUCGAUACCGGAGGAAUAUUGCUUUUUAGAGAUUACGGUUUAUACGAUAUGGCUCAAUUGAGAUUCAAGCCUGGUCAUAAAAUUGCAGAGAAUUUUUAUAUGCGUCAAGAUGGAACGAGGACGUAUUAUUUUUCAAUAGAGGAAAUAUCCGAGCUUUUUAAAUCCGUUGGUUUUGAAAUUUCAACAUGUGAAUACGUACAAAGAAGGACUGUGAAUUUUAAAGAGAAAAUUGACUUUCCUAGAAUUUUCGUACAAGCAAAAUUGAAGAAAGUUUGAGAGAGAUCGUUAUUAUAAAGGGUCUAUGGAUAAUCGGGGGCAACAAACUUGGCUUCGUUAGAAGUUUAAUUCUAAUAAUUUUUUGUCAUUUGAUGGAAGUAUAGUUCAAUAACAUUUCGUGUAUCUUCACAAAUUUUAGUAAUAUCAUGAGGAAUAAUAAUUGAUUUAAUUUUUCUAUCGAUAUUAAACGUAGGAAAGCAAACAUUUAACGAUCGUCAUUACGUGGCUAUUGUAAAACACUUUCCUCUGUAUUUGGCCGAACGCCAAGGUCUCUCCUUUGAACAGUGUAUCUCGCAACACGUGUAUGUAUGCCUUUGUACAUGGGAUGACUAUGGAAUCGUCGAUAGAACACCAUGAUACCUUCCUUGGGAUAUGAAGAAAAAAAAGAAGAAGGGUACAUGUUAAUGUACGCACUAACGUAUUGUUAGCCCAUAGUUUCAUGAGCGUAAACAAUAGAACACCACCACAACGAGUAACAACCCUAUCCUAAAGCGAGGAUACCUUUAUGCU